CGAGGGGUGACUGACUAUCCCCUCGUAUUCCUUAAGUAUAUAUACAGGCAAGACGAAAAUCGAAAUGCCAUAUCACCGACAACCUUCUCCCUGUGCGCGUCUGUUUUCAAGAGCUCCGACCAUGAAAUCUUUGAUUGCUGUCCUGUUGGUGGCCUUAGUGGCCGACGCAGCUCCAGGAGUUGGCUUUGGAGGAGGCGGAGGACUUGGAGGAGGCGUGGGAUUCAACGGCGGCUUCGGCGGUGGAUUCGGUGGGUACGGUGGUCCCUUUGGUACUGGAUACGACGCCAAUCAAUACAGCCAUGCCAAUGGAUUCAACCACGGAGGCCACUUUGCAGGAUUGAAGGGAGGUCUUGGAACUGGUCACCUACUCGGAAAGCGAAGCGCUGAUCCGGAGCCUGGAUUACUCGGUGGACUUGGCUACGGAGGCCUCGGACUUGGCGGUCUCGGCCUAGGCCUAAAUGGCGGAUUCGGUGGUGGAUACGGCGGUUACGGAGGUCUCCUGAGCGCUGGGAACUACGCCAAUGGAUACAGCCACUCCAACGGAUACAGCCAUGGAAACCACAUCCUCAAAGGCUUCGGAGGAUCUGGUGGACUGAAACACGGCCAUCUGAACACUCACUUCCUCGGCAAACGAAGCGCAGCUGAUCUAGAGCCUGAAUCUGAAUGAGGAAUCUCGGUGGUAUUUGAACCUUUUACUAUUGGAGCCUGAUGGCGUAAUAGCGACCUUUAUAACUGAUAAGUCCAGUCUGUUCAUCAUUUCUAAUUACUGAUCAUGUAAUUCAUGUACAAAUGUGCAUUUAUCAAAAAAUAUAUAUAUAUUUUGCAACAAAUUA
Messenger RNA from Macrobrachium nipponense, 833 nucleotides. RefSeq lists its product as uncharacterized. The transcript has 2 exons. Bases 65 to 667 code for a protein of 200 amino acids. The record is from RefSeq and is a predicted model, not a curated record. NCBI's taxonomy places the organism in Eukaryota, Metazoa, Arthropoda, Malacostraca, Decapoda, Palaemonidae.